GCAGCAUGUGGCACUACCGGAGAAAGUAGGAAAAACAAACGUAGUAGAGCAGGAUUGGAAAACCCAAACCCACAACGACGGUGGCCAGGGAAAAAUGCCAAAAAACCUGGUGGAAAAGUUCCUGACCAUUCUGUUGAGACGCAAGGAGUGCUAGGAUCAAGUGUUUGUCCAUCAAGAUGAUGUCCGAAUACUGGAUUAUCUCGGCCCCUGGCGACAAGACCUGCCAGCAGACGUACGACACGAUGAACAACCUGACCAGCAAGCAACACAACCUGUGCAAUAACUACAAGUUCCAUAUACCAGACCUCAAAGUCGGCACCCUGGACCAACUGGUGGGCCUCUCCGAUGAUCUGGGCAAGCUGGACACCUAUGUGGAGCAGAUCACCCGCAAGGUGGCCAACUACCUGGGCGAGGUGCUGGAGGAUCAGCGGGACAAGCUCCACGAGAACCUGAUGGCCAACAACAGUCCUGGGCCACCCGACGACAGCAUGCCGUGUCGCCACCACCAGCGCAUCAAGCAUCUCAGCCUGCGACACCAGCGAAAACACCAGCACACGCACCACCAAAACAAACCCCAACACUACCAUCACCACCACCACCAUCACCACCAGCUGCCGCAGGAUCUCAAGGCCGAACUGCCGCAGUACUUGACCCGCUUCCAAUGGGAUAUGGCCAAGUACCCGAUCAAGCAGUCGCUGCGCAACAUCGCCGACAUUAUCUCCAAGCAGAUCGGCCAGAUCGAUGGCGAUCUGAAGACCAAGUCCCAGGCCUACAACAACCUCAAGGGAAAUCUGCAGAACCUGGAAAAGAAGAAGACUGGCAGCUUGCUGACCAGGAACCUGGCUGACUUGGUCAAGAAGGAGCACUUCAUCCUGGAUUCGGAAUACCUGACCACCCUGCUGGUCAUUGUACCCAAGGUCAUGGCCAAUGACUGGUUGACCAACUACGAGAAGAUCACCGACAUGAUCGUGCCCCGCUCCUCGCAGCUCAUCCAGGAGGACAGCGACUACUGCCUCUUCAACGUGACGCUCUUCAAGAAGGUGGCCGAGGAGUUCAAGCUCCAUGCCCGCGAACGCAAGUUCAUUGUGCGUGACUUUGUCUACAACGAGGAGGAGCUGGCCGCCGGCAAGAACGAGAUGACCAAGCUGAUGACGGACAAGAAGAAGCAGUUUGGUCCCCUGGUUCGCUGGCUGAAGGUGAACUUCAGCGAGGCUUUCUGCGCCCUGAUCCAUGUGAAGGCCCUGCGUGUGUUUGUGGAAUCCGUGCUGAGAUACGGCCUGCCCGUCAACUUCCAGGCCAUCCUGAUCGAACCCAACAAGAAGAGCGUGAAGCGUCUGCGCGAUGUGCUCAACCAGCUGUACGGUCACCUGGAUGGUGCCUCCGCCGGCGGUGCUGUCAGCAGUGCUGAUAACGUGGACAUCCCCGGCCUGGGCUUUGGCCAGUCCGAGUACUUCCCCUAUGUGUUCUACAAGGUCAACAUCGAUAUGGUGGAGCAGGCCAAGGUCUAAGAUCGCCCGCCGUCCCCAACAUUGCAUACAUCCAGCCACACAAAAUACACUUUAAUACAAAAACCAAUCAACUUAAAAUCAGCUGAACCAUUCGCAGACAUCUAAUGAAACAAAAUUAAUAGAUUACUUUAAAUAAUUUUAGUCAUUGUUAUCUAAUUAUUGUUGUUAUUUAUGUUGCGCGCUGCCGAAUAUCUGUUUCAAAUCAACUUCCGGUUCGAGAAAUCGAGACGCGCGUCAACCAACCGAAAAAAAAGAGAUCGUUUACAGUCAUCCCAGAUCUUGUAGAACUUCCCCGAUUGUUCUUUGUUCCCCCUUCAGUUCGCUAAACAGUAUUUUAUGUUUUUCUUAUGCCCUACUAUGAUUAUGAUAUGAUAUGAUGAAUGAACAGAGUGUUUGACCCGUAGCCAAAUUUACACACAUUGUCGCUUGAAGCCCCGGCUUUAAUUCUCCCUUUUCGUUUGUUUUUUGGUAGCUAUACAAUAAACAUUUGAGUUACAUUUUGUUUUUACAAACAUUUCGUCUCGUUUCGUGCUUGUCUUGUGCUCCACUUGGUAUCUGUAUCCGUGACUAACAUCCAACAUACAAAAAACAUGCCCAAAUAAAUUUAAGCCCAAAAAUGGUGUCGCAAAUCGCAAAAAAACAGAACGUUUCCCCAACGGAACUACUUAAUUGCGCUAACAAAUUUCCGAAGCAAUGGUACGUUUCCAGUAAAGACAAACUAUUAACUAACGGAAGUAUUGUAUUUAUAAAUGUUGCCUAGAUAUCGAAAGUCUAUAAACAAAAAUUCUGCGCGCUGUUUGCAUACGAACUACUAAUCGCUGAGGAAAACCGCUCGAGCACUUCGUGGUUCUGUCUGUCUUGUUUAACCCCGCGUGUGCGUUAACCCACUAAAAAA
Drosophila subpulchrella is the source of this 2403-nucleotide messenger RNA. It is a transcript of the gene Vha44, whose product is annotated as V-type proton ATPase subunit C. Lineage: Eukaryota; Metazoa; Arthropoda; Insecta; Diptera; Drosophilidae. Bases 177 to 1508 code for a protein of 443 amino acids. Gene Ontology annotation, molecular function: proton-transporting ATPase activity, rotational mechanism. Gene Ontology annotation, cellular component: vacuolar proton-transporting V-type ATPase, V1 domain; lysosomal membrane. The record is from RefSeq and is a predicted model, not a curated record. The transcript is spliced from 10 exons. Gene Ontology annotation, biological process: proton transmembrane transport.